AUGCCUCGGAAGCGUCCUCAGCUUCAUCCAGAAAGUAGCUGUGCGCUUUGCCAAUCUGAAGAUAAUAGCCGGAUGGUUUGUUGUGAUCAAUGUCACAAAUGGUAUCACUUUGACUGCGUCGAAGUAACAGAGGACGUAGCUGACCACGAAUGGAGCUGUACGAAUUGCGUAAAUCCAACGCCAGAUGGUUUGGUUCCACCUGUUCCGAUACCAGCUACAGUUCCCAUUGCGCCAGGAAUAUCUUCUCAGCUGCCCUUGGACCUACAGCUUAAAUUGCUAGAAGAAGAACGGGCCAUCGAACGGAAAUUUCUCCAGCGAAAAUAUCAACUGAUGAUGGAAGCAUCCGGACUGGGAUACAACCGUCCUUCGACCUCCCAAUUUACGACGGAUUAUAGUUUUCGACCGCCAGCAAACCAUUCAUCCCCAUUAGCGCCGGUUCCCCCUACCGCACCAGAGCUUAACCUCCUCGAAGGCACGGGUGUAGCAAACGAGACAGCACUGCUCAAUUCGAGCCAAAUUGCUGCUCGUCAUGCGGUGGCUAAGGAACUACCCAUCUACAGUGGUGAACCAGAAGAAUGGCCAUUAUUUUUUGCCACAUAUGAAAAUACUACUCGGCUGUGUGGGUACACUCCAGAAGAGAAUAUUGUACGGCUACAGCGUUGCUUACGGGGGAAAGCGAUGGAGGCGGUUAAGUGUCAGUUGCUGCACCCGGCUAAUCUGCAAUACGUUCUUUCGACUUUGAAGAUGCUUUUCGGCCGUCCGGAGAUAAUCGUACACACACUCAUCGAAAAACUCAACAGGAUUCCAACACCCAAGGCGGAUAAGCUCAAUACGCUCGUGGACUUUGCUUUAGCUGUCCGGAAUAUGGUCGCAACGGUGAAGGCAUGCAACCUGGAGGAGCAUCUGUGCAACAUUACCCUCCUCCAAGGUUUGGUAGAACGACUACCACCGAUGGUAAAAUUGAAUUGGGCUACCUACCGCAUGCAAUUAGCGCGCAUCUCGUUGCUGGAAUUUAGUGACUGGUUAUAUACUGUAGCAGAAGCAGCAAGUGCGGUAACAAUGCCAUCCGUUUCUACAGCUCCCGACAGCAAGUAUCGUCGCGGUAGUCACAAAGAAGAUGGAUUUCUAAAUGUUCACACUGAGCAAUCGUCAGCACCCAGGUAUGUGGAGGAAUGGCGUAACGGUUGCUUGAUUUGUCGCGAGUCAUGCAGUGGUGUCGAGAAGUGUCGGAAGUUUCUCGAACUAGACCAUCCCGGCCGUUGGGCCGCAUUGCGGGACAACAAAUUAUGUCGAACGUGUUUAGGAUCCCAUCGAGGUCUAUGUAGGUCCGGCAAGAUCUGCGGUCAGAACGGUUGCACCUUUAAACAUCAUUUCCUGUUGCACAACAACCAUAACGACAAAUCGGUAAAUUCUGGUAGAUAUUCAUCCCGCUUAAACAAAAUUGGAAAUGCAACAACCAACGCCACUACCAGCCAGUACAAUUUCAACACCCAUAAGGGAAACGAGACGUCGGUGAUGUUCCAAUACAUACCUGUGGCGCUCCACCACCAAGGACGUACCAUACACACUCACGCAUUCAUCGAUUGCGGCUCACAGAUGACGUUAAUCGAAAAAGAUUUAGCAACCGAACUGGAUCUUCGUGGAGAAAAGCACCCCCUGUGCAUUCGUUGGACAUCCGAUCAUUGCCGUUUCGAGGACUCAGCUGAACGCGUCUCACUACAAGUGUCGGGAACGAAAAAUAACUACAAGUUCACUAUUUCCGACGUAUUCACCGUGAAGGAUUUGAAACUGCCGACACAAUCCCUCUCUGUAGCUAAAAUGUGUGAAAAAUAUACCUACCUUAGAGGAUUACCAGUAGAGUCUUAUGAUCGCGUACACCCCCGCCUUCUCAUCGGCAUGAACAACAUUCGGCUAGGUCACGCACUGGAUAGUCGUGAGGGUAAGGAAAACGAGCCGAUAGCAACAAAAACGCGACUCGGAUGGACGAUUUAUGGCACCUUCUCGAACGAUGAUCGAAAGCUAUCCACCGCACCGUAUAGUUUCCACAUUUGUUCGCACUUCCACGAGACCGAAGAUGACCUUCACACUGUCGUGAAGAACUUUUUCGCCUUAGAUAGUCUGGGCAUUUCUGCGCCUUUGAAGGAAUCACUAUCUGCUGCUGAUAAACGGGCAAUGGAAAUUUUACGUUCGAACACGAUAAUUAGGAAUGGUCGUUACUGUACAAGCCUUUUGUGGAAAUACGACGAUGUCCGUUUACCCAACAACAAGGCCAUGGCCCUCAGACGUCAUCACUGCCUUGUGAAGCGGAUGAAACGCGAACCAACAUUAGGUGAGAUGUUGAAAAUGAAGAUUGCUGGGUACGUACAAAGGGGUUACAUUCGGAAACUAUCAUCUGAAGAGAAACGUGUCUCUGGAAAUCGCGUCUGGUACCUACCCAUUUUUCCCGUGUUUAACCCAAACAAACCAGGGAAGGUACGACUUGUCUGGGACGCCGCAGCAUCAAUGGGAGGCAUCUCGCUAAACUCCGUUCUGCUUAAGGGACCGGACCAACUAAGACCUUUGCCAUCUGUGCUGUACCAGUUCCGGGAACAUUCCGUGGCUAUUUGUGGCGACAUUGAAGAAAUGUUUCACCAGGUUGAGGUGAAUGAAGAUGAUCAACAAAGUCAACGUUUUCUUUUCCAUGAUACCGAUGUGGACGAACCAGAUGAAUACAUUAUGAAGGUUAUAACCUUUGGCGCCUCUUGUUCGCCCAGCAGCGCGCAGUUCAUCAUAAACAAAAACGCGGAACGUUUCAAGGAACAACUGCCAGUAGCGGUUGGUGCUAUCCGCAAUAAUCAUUACGUUGACGAUAUGCUUGCGAGUGUCAACACAGAAGAAGAAGCCAUACAGCUCGCGAAGGACGUUCAUUUCAUUCAUGAGCAAGGUGGGUUUAAAAUGAGAGGUUGGAUCUCGAAUUCACCGAACGUUAUGAAAGCGCUUAGCAGCGGUGAUGUUCCGGAAAAAAGUAUGGAUGUCACCUCAGAUAUAGCCCUGGAGAAAGUCCUGGGAAUGUGGUGGAAUACCGAAUCAGACGACUUUCGGUUCAAACUGUCCAAGGAACGACAUGCUGACCUUCUUUUCGGUACCAAGCAUCCUACUAAACGAGAGGUACUCAGUGUGCUCAUGUCCAUCUACGACCCUCUCGGAUUGAUUGCCAACUUUCUAAUGCCGCUGAAGCUGUUGUUGCAGGAAGUCUGGCGUUCCGGCGUGACUUGGGAUGAACCAAUUGAAUCCCGACAACUGCAAAAAUGGAAAGCCUGGUUAUGCUACUUGCCACAAGCCAGUUCAGUGCGUAUUCCUCGGUGCUACAUUUCGAGGUCAACCGGAAACGAGAUGAUGAUCGAGCUCCAUACCUUUGUGGAUGCUAGCGAGUUGGGCUACUGUGCGGUGUCUUACUUACGAUUUGAGCAAGAGGAUCGCAUCGAGUGUGCUUUGGUCGGUGCUAAAACAAGAGUCGCCCCCCUCAAAUUCGUAUCGAUCCCUCGUCUAGAGCUCCAAGCGGCAGUAAUUGGCACCCGCUUCGCUAAAAGCAUUCAGGAAGGACAUUCUAUCGAAAUAGUACGUCGUUUCUUUUGGACCGACGCUGCAGAUGUUCUAUGUUGGCUCCGCUCAGACCAUCGCACGUACUCACCUUUCGUAGCCUUUCGUGUGAGUGAAAUUUUGGAAUCGACCGACAUUUCCGAAUGGCGAUAUGUACCAACUAAAGAAAACGUUGCAGAUGAAGGAACAAAAUGGCAUCGACAUCCGAAAUUUGACGCUGAGAGCCGCUGGAGAAGAGCAUCAUCAUUCUUGCGAAGACAUAAAGAAGAAUGGCCUGUGGAACCAUCACGCCAGAAGUCGACUACAUUAGAAUUGCGGACAAGUUUACUUCACCACACAGUAGUACCUAUUCGUGACUUCUUACCGCAAUAUCUGUUCUCUAGUUGGCGUCGCCUGCUUCGUGUUACUGCUUUAGUUUUGCGCUUCCCAGCAAACAUCAGAAGAAGAAGAGCAAACAAGACCCCAUUAACCGGUCCCCUAACACAGGAAGAACUGUUACGAGCCGAAAUGUUCAACUAUAAACGUGCCCAGCAAGAUGUUUACGCAAACGAAUUGGCAUUAUUAAACGCUACAAAACCGAUGCAAGGUAUGUCUGUUCUCCCUAAAAGAUGUGCGCUUUACAAACUUAAUCCAUCGAUCGACAAUGAGGGAGUCAUGCGUAUUCACAGUCGUAUUGACGCCUGUGAUUAUGCUGAUAGUUUUACCAAGUAUCCAAUUGUACUACCACGCGGGCACGCGCUCACUAAAUUGGUUCUUCAAGAAAUUCAUGAAAAAUAUCAUCAUCAGUGUAUCGAAACAUUCGUUAAUGAGACCAGGAAAAAAUUCUACAUUCCCAAAGUACGCAUGGAGUGUAAGAAAAUUCGUUCGGACUGCCAACGUUGUAAAAUACGACGAGCUCAACCGAUACCACCGGCAAUGGGUGAUCUUCCAGAAGCACGCUUAGCAGCCUUCGUGCGUCCCUUUUCCUACAUUGGGAUAGAUUAUUUUGGACCUCUUCAAGUUGCAGUUGGUCGCCGAGUAGAGAAAAGGUGGGGCGUUCUGGUAACCUGCCUAACCAUCAGAGCCAUACACAUCGAGUUAGCUCAUUCGCUCAACACGGAUUCCUGCAUCAUGGCACUACGAAAUUGCUUUGCACGCCGCGGAGUUCCGAUCCAGAUAAUGAGUGACAGAGGGACUAACUUCAUCGGGUCGGAGAAGGAGUUGAAAAAAGCGUUGGCUGCAGUUGACCAAGAUAAAAUCAUGAAGGAAUUUACAUCCCCAACAACAUCAUGGGUGUUCAACCCCCCCGCUUCACCCCACAUGGGUGGCGCCUGGGAGAGGUUGAUACAGUCCGUAAAAAAGAUUCUGGCGGAGAUGCAGCCAACACGCCUGCCACGAGAUGAGGUGCUGAGGAACAGCCUAAUCGAAGUCGAGAACAUUGUAAACAGUCGACCGUUAACACACGUAUCUAUAGAUUACGAAUCUUCGCCUGCUUUAACGCCCAAUCAUUUUCUGGUGAAUUCAUCCAAUGGCCUCAAGCCACUUGUACCGUUUGACGAUCAUGUUGUGGCUCUAAAGCAAUCGUAUAAGACCUCACAGCUUCUAGCCAACAUUUUCUGGAGACGAUGGGUAAAUGAAUAUCUUCCAACUAUAACUCGCCGGACAAAGUGGUUCUCUCCGGCGAAACCCAUAUCGGUUGGAGACAUAGUAGUCGUCGUGGAUUCUAACCUACCACGGAACUGCUGGCCCAAAGGGAGGGUGAUAGAAACCGUACUCUCUAAGGACGGACAAGUCAGGCAGGCCACGGUGCAGACUAUCGGAGGUAUCUACCAGAGACCUGCAGUGAACAUCGCGGUGCUAGACGUCGGUGCAAACGCGGGUAAUCCGGACCAGGGACCGGCUACCGGGGGGGGAGUGUUGAGCAAGCCCCUCGUGCGCAGCGCACCUCGCUGUUCAGCACCUUGGUCCGUGAACGGACAACAGCUCGUAGCGGAAGGCACACUGUCAGUUGGAAGGAAACCACAUUAG
This is a messenger RNA of Topomyia yanbarensis, 5586 nucleotides long. RefSeq lists its product as uncharacterized. Gene Ontology annotation, molecular function: nucleic acid binding. Lineage: Eukaryota; Metazoa; Arthropoda; Insecta; Diptera; Culicidae. The record is from RefSeq and is a predicted model, not a curated record. The transcript has a single exon. Bases 1 to 5586 code for a protein of 1861 amino acids. Gene Ontology annotation, biological process: DNA integration.